AAUCACGUGAUAAAACGCACCAAUAACUUCGCGGAAAAUAUCUGGAAGGGACAGGAAUAACUUCUAGAAUUUAUUUAUCUGUCUGACGUGUAGGAAUUUGCUUGGUGCAUUAUAUUCUAGUAAUUUCAAGUAAUAUUGUGAGUUGUGAGCAUAAGUUGUGAGUCAAGUAUAAACAGCGAAGAAAUAGAGAGGUUUUACACGAGUAAUUAUCGAUCAAUUCAUAUCGUCUCAUAUCAAGUGAUACGUGAUUUGGUGUUUUGUUCAGUGAGUUUGAAGUUUGGACAAAAUGACGCCUUCAGUACAAUCCUUUCUAAAUUCCUUCAAUAAUAAAUUGGAACCACCUGUGAAACAGCACCUGAAAAAUGUCUAUGCCUGCCUUGCAAUGUCUACAUUGGCAGCCGCUAUUGGGGCCUCAGUACAUAUUUACACCGACAUCUUACAGGCAGGUUUUUUAUCUGCUAUCGGAGGGCUAAUAUUUUUUGUUUUACUCAUGACAACUUCUGAUAAUGGUGGAAAGGAUAUGCACUGGAGAGUUGGUUACCUAUUGGGCUUUACAUCUCUCACAGGUGUUGGAAUGGGCCCACUGUUAGAACAUGUUAUAGUUGUAGAUCCCAGAAUAAUUGUAACAGCAUUAAUUGGAACUAGCGUUGUAUUCGUUUCCUUCACAAUUUGUGCCUUGUUGGCUGAAAGAGGAAAGUGGCUUUAUUUGGGGGGACCUCUGAUGACAGCCAUGUCAACUCUAGUGAUUCUCUCUUUUGCCAAUUUGUUUUUUGGAUCUUUUAUGGUUUUCCAAGCACAAUUGUACUUAGGUCUUUUUGCAAUGUGCGGAUUUGUUCUUUAUGACACCCAAAUCAUAAUUGAAAAGUUUAGAUUAGGAAACAGAGAUUUUGUGGCCCACUCUUUGGAUCUGUUUAUUGAUUUUAUUGGUAUCUUCAGAAGACUGCUCAUCAUCUUAACCCAGAAGGAACAGGCAUCUGAGAAGAAGCGUAGACAGUGAUGGAAAAAUGAAUUAUUGAUUAAAAACACUUUUUCUUGAUGUAUCUUGUUCCAAUACAGUCAUUUAUUUAA
Coccinella septempunctata (seven-spotted ladybird) is the source of this 1068-nucleotide messenger RNA. Its product is annotated as bax inhibitor 1. Gene Ontology annotation, cellular component: mitochondrial membrane. Bases 287 to 997 code for a protein of 236 amino acids. Lineage: Eukaryota; Metazoa; Arthropoda; Insecta; Coleoptera; Coccinellidae. The record is from RefSeq and is a predicted model, not a curated record. Gene Ontology annotation, biological process: cellular response to unfolded protein; negative regulation of RNA splicing; negative regulation of endoribonuclease activity. The transcript has 4 exons. Gene Ontology annotation, molecular function: enzyme binding.